AUGGACCCAACUUGCACACGAACUGCUUUAAGAACCAGUCUCUUCCUCUUCCUUAUGUGGUGCCUCUCUUUCCUUUCCACAGCAGACGAUAUUUAUCAUCCCACUGACCUCUUUAGCAUCAGUUGUGGCUCAUCGACCAACUUCUCCACUCCCGACACUCGGAAUUGGACUUCAGACAAUCACUUCCUCUCUCCAACAAACCCCUCAGUCGCUGCUCCUUCACUCACACCAUCUACCAUACAGGGUCCCUACACCCAUGCUCGUCUCUCUUACUCCUCAUUCAAUUACUCCUUCCCUGUCACACCAGGCCCCAAGUUCAUUCGUCUCUUCUUCUACUCUACUUCAUACCAUAACUUCCCUCGCUUCCAAGCCUCUUUCUCAGUCACAGCAGGCCCCUACACCCUCCUUCAAGAUUUCAAUGCUUCCCUCAACGCCGACGCAGAUGAUGACCCUAGCCACUCUGACAUCUUGUUCAGAGAGUAUUGCGUUUACUUUGGAGACGGUGAGAACCUGACUAUAACCUUCUUUCCCAGUACUACUGAUUCAUACGCUUUCAUCAACGGGAUCGAGAUUGUUUCGAUGCCCCCUUAUCUCUACUACACCGAUCCUCACUCCACAGAGCAGCCGCAAUAUGUUGGCAAAAUGACUCCAUAUGUCACUGAGCACAAAUUUGCUCUCGAGACCAUGUUCAGGUUAGUCGUUUCCGCUGAAAUUCCUUCCUCAGGGGACACGGGUAUGCUCAGAACGUGGAAACCUGACAUCAAGUACGUAACUACUCAAUAUUAUCAACCAGUUGAUUAUGAGAAAAUUAAAAGGCUGACGUUCAUUACAACCUAUAACUACACGGCACCAGACCAAGUGUACAGAACCGUUCGGAGUAUGGGACUUAAUGCCUCUAUCAACAUGGGUUUCAAUCUCACAUGGCAGCUUCCUGUUGAUUCUGACUUCACCUACAUGAUACGGUUACACUUUUGCCAGCUUGAUCCGAGGGUUAACAACACUGGUGGCGUGAUUUUCAAAAUCAUCAUAGCGGAUCAGUUGGCAAGCAACUGGACAGACGUUCUCAUGUGGACUGAUAAUCAGAGGGGUGUACCGGUGGUUAAAGACUACGUAGUUUCCAUCUUAGCCCCAGAUAAUCAGAAAAAGGCAUAUCUUUCUGUGAAAUUACACCCUCACGAUAAAAGCUUGAUCAAAGACGCCCAACUAAACGCAAUUGAACUCUUCAAAAUAAGCGACCCAACAGGUAAUCUCGCUGGGCCGAACCCAGACCUGCCUCCAUUAUCAAAAACUAAAAAGAGCAGAACCCCUGCCGCCGUUGCAGGGGCAGUUUCGGGUGUCCUUUUGUUCUCCUUUAUUGUCGCCUUUUUCCUCAUCAAACGCCGGAAGAAUGUCGUUGACAACAAGGGUCCCAAUAAAAAGGAAGGAACUUCUCGGAGCAGCGGCUCAUUACUGAUACCUACCGCUCUCUGCCGACAGUUCUCAAUGGCCGAAAUGAAAGUCGCAACCAACAACUUCGACAAAGUCUUCGAGGUUGGCGUCGGAGGCUUCGGCAACGUGUACAAAGGUCACCUCGACAAAGGCUCAACUACUGUCGCAGUCAAAAGGCUUAAACCGGGUUCUCGCCAAGGUAUUCGCGAGUUCAAGAACGAGAUCCAAAUUCUGUCUCAACUUUGUCACCCCAAUAUCGUUUCCCUCAUUGGUUACUGCUACGAGAACAACGAGAUGAUCCUCGUUUACGAUUUCAUGAAUCACGGCAACCUCAGUGACCAUCUCUACGACACUGAUAACCCGUCUUUGUCGUGGAAACGUAGGCUCCAGAUAUGCAUAGGUGUUGCACGAGGAUUGCAUUAUCUGCAUACAGGUGUGGAGCAGGUGAUCAUUCACCGUGACGUGAAGAGCAGCAAUAUCUUGUUGGAUGAAAAAUGGGUGGCGAAGGUUUCAGAUUUCGGAUUAUCCCGAAUUGGGGGGCCCAGUGGUUCUUCGAUGAGUCUCGUGAGCGUGAACACUGAGGUGAAAGGUAGUAUUGGAUAUUUGGACCCAGAAUAUUACAAGCGAUACCUUUUGACGGAGAAGUCUGACGUGUACUCACUUGGAGUGAUGUUGUUGGAGGUGUUAUCUGGGAGGAAGCCUUUGCUCCCUGGGGAGGAAAAGCAACGAAUUUCACUUGUUAAUUGGGCGAAACAUUGCUAUGAGAAGGGAACUCCGAAUGAGAUUGUGGAUACAGAACUCAAGGACCAGGUAGCACCUCAGUCUCUGCGCAAAUUUAUUGAGGUUGCAUUCACCUGUUUGCUUGAAGACGGGACUCAACGACCUUCCAUGAACGAUGUCGUUGAGCUGUUGGAAUUUGCUCUUCAGCUUCAGGAUGGUGUUGUUAAUGGUGCGUUGCAGAGUGCUCUUAAUUAUGAAGAUUGUAACACCCCCAAAAACAGCAUUAUUUAGGCCUCUAGGCUUUACUAAAUCCUACGCUUUCAACCA
Molecule: messenger RNA, 2475 nt
Organism: Vigna angularis (adzuki bean)
Lineage: Eukaryota; Viridiplantae; Streptophyta; Magnoliopsida; Fabales; Fabaceae
Product: receptor-like protein kinase FERONIA
Exons: 1
Coding region: 1-2439 (812 amino acids)
Biological process (GO): protein phosphorylation
Molecular function (GO): ATP binding; protein kinase activity
Source: RefSeq, a predicted model, not a curated record